This is a messenger RNA of Caenorhabditis sp. 36 PRJEB53466, 304 nucleotides long. NCBI's taxonomy places the organism in Eukaryota, Metazoa, Nematoda, Chromadorea, Rhabditida, Rhabditidae. The record is from the annotation of a GenBank genome assembly.
AUGAGAUUCUUCUCCGCCGCCGCUUUCGUCGCCGCGCUCGUCGCCUCCGGCUCUGCCUGCCUCGGAGGAUCUGGAGGUGGUGGCUGCUGCCCUCCAGCUCAGCCGUCCUGCGGAAACCCAUGGUAAUAAGUACUCUUUCGCUUGCAAACUUUCCAAUAUUCAAUGUUUCAGCGGAGGUGGAAUCGCUCCAGCCCCAAUCGGACCAGCUCCAGGAGGCUACGCCGUCGCCCCGGCCGCAUCGUACGCCGCUCCACCACCACCACCAGCCUACGCUUCCGCCGGAGCCUACCCAGUCGGAAAGUAA